UCUUGCUUUCGCUGCUCGCCCCUUCACCAUCACACGUCCAUCAGAGACGGGAAAAUCUGUAGUUCAUCAAAUAGAGCUCAGGACUCGGGCAUAGCUUGGCAGCGGCCUAGAGAGAAGAACUCGUCAUAGAAAGCAUUCGACGAAGGAGCGCGAGGCGUCGAAGCUAUCGCACGUGGACCGCAUGGCUCCACGACUACGUUUGGUCACGGUCGCUACAACAUUAGCCACCCUCGGUGCUGCACUGUGGCUCGUUCCAAACAUAAGGCGCCAAAAUUUUGCCGAGAUGGGUCGACGCAAUAAGGAAGCGCUGUACGAUCAGAGCUUGGAAGUCCGACAAAGCUUUGACAGAUUAGUUGCUGAAGGACCAAUGCCCAAGCUCUUUGCCUUUGACUUGGAUUACACGCUCUGGCCAGCUUGGGUGGAUACGCACGUCGACCCCCCCUUAAGGCGCGCAUCAGGCGAUGCCAUCAACAAGGUGGUCGAUAGCAACGGCCAACCCCUCUCUUUCUAUCCACACGUGCCAAGCUUGCUGCUGAGCCUUGCCCGGACUUCCAUACCUAUCGCAGCAGCCUCUCGGACUUCGGCCCCGACGGCUGCCAAGCAAGCGCUCAGUGGGCUCUUUCUGAAGGACACUGAUCCUGCGCCGGCCGAUGAGCCACCUCACUCGCCAAGAAGGAGCGUUGAGGAUCGCACCCGCAUCGUCAAAGCUAUCAGUUUGUUCGACUACAUGGAGAUCUACCCAGGAUCUAAGAUCACGCACUUCAAUAGAAUACACAAGGACUCUCGCGUGCCCUACGAAGAUAUGAUUUUCUUCGACGAUGAAAGACGGAACAGUGAAGUCGAGCGCAAACUCGGCGUUCACUUUGUGGAGAUCAGCAACUCGGGACUCGACUUGGAAACAUUUGAAAAUGGCGUACGACGAUGGCGAGCUAAACGCGCUGUCGAGCAGUCUGGCGAAGAAGACCUGGCUGACUCCCCUCCACGUGGACAGCUAUGAAGCGACUCGCCUGACCAACGGCAGACGUUGUGUCCAUACAGCGGGGUGCGCUAUGUCCUUCAAGAACGAUGCCGUGCUAUCGGGAGGCAUAGAAGGGGACACGCGUCACUCAAAUCUAGUGCUCGUUGUUGGAUUCUUUGCCCCAUGCAGUGUGGUGCAAUCCCAUGUCUGAUGAUUCC
Ceraceosorus guamensis is the source of this 1176-nucleotide messenger RNA. RefSeq lists its product as hypothetical. Gene Ontology annotation, molecular function: acid phosphatase activity. The transcript is spliced from 7 exons. The coding region runs from base 284 to 997 and encodes 237 amino acids. NCBI's taxonomy places the organism in Eukaryota, Fungi, Basidiomycota, Exobasidiomycetes, Ceraceosorales, Ceraceosoraceae. The record is from RefSeq and is a predicted model, not a curated record.